Messenger RNA from Magallana angulata, 580 nucleotides. RefSeq lists its product as uncharacterized. Gene Ontology annotation, molecular function: calcium ion binding. Lineage: Eukaryota; Metazoa; Mollusca; Bivalvia; Ostreida; Ostreidae. The transcript is spliced from 6 exons. The coding region runs from base 114 to 533 and encodes 139 amino acids. The record is from RefSeq and is a predicted model, not a curated record.
UCUACCUUGUAUCUUAUCUAUUAAGACAUUUACCAACUUAUAAAGGCAAUUACGUCUCCCCGUUACAAUACUAACUGGAACCGUGUCCCACGUGAACUAAAGAAAACAGCAACAUGAAGUGCAUAAUCUUUACCCUUAUUGUGGGAACUGUGCUUUCACAAACGUACCAUCACCAUGACAUAGAAAUGUUUAUAGACAGAACAUUUAAAUACGUUGAUACCGAUCACGACGGUGUAAUGGUUAAGGCGGAACUCGCUGGAGCAUUUGACUUCUUAGAUGUUGAUCAUGACGACCAACUCUCCUAUGCUGAAUAUACAAAAUAUUCACAAUCUGCUGAAAGCCAACUUUCUCACGAUGUUUACAACCACUAUGAUACCAACAAGGACGGUUUUCUGCAAAGAUCCGAAUACGUUGAUUCGUUGUUCAGCCAAAUGGACCACAAUGGUGACGGUCAGGUGACCAGACACGAUUAUGAUCAUUUCUUUACAAAUGUGAUUCAUCAUGAGAUGCACCAUGGACAUAACGGUCGAUAAUUUUGUUCUUGCCACAGGUUUCUAAUAAAAGAAAAAUUCCUUAAAAA